Molecule: messenger RNA, 2818 nt
Organism: Choloepus didactylus (southern two-toed sloth)
Lineage: Eukaryota; Metazoa; Chordata; Mammalia; Pilosa; Megalonychidae
Product: inactive serine/threonine-protein kinase TEX14-like
Exons: 13
Coding region: 248-2245 (665 amino acids)
Biological process (GO): mitotic sister chromatid separation; protein phosphorylation; male meiotic nuclear division
Cellular component (GO): kinetochore; midbody; intercellular bridge
Molecular function (GO): ATP binding; protein kinase activity; protein binding
Source: RefSeq, a predicted model, not a curated record
GGCGCUGCGGGAGGGCGCGUCCUCGCUCGGAUCCUGAAGCCCCUCUUCUCCCGGCCCUCAGCCCGCAGACUCCCUUGGGCCCCCCGCCUUCCUGCAGGCAGCUCUCCCAGCCCGCAGAGCCCACCCCUUCGCACUGAGACGCCUCCCUCCGCCUCGGACCCGGCCGGCCUGCCCUCCCCGUCGCAGAACCCACCGCCAGCUCUGACUCUGCUGCUUCUGACCUGGUCCCCGUCGAGUGAGCCCUUAGAUGCCCUCACCGCCCUCUUUCUGCCCCGUGGAGCUGGGCUCCGUUGGGGAUCCGGAAGCCCUGGUGGGCCGCCUGCACCGCCUGGCUAUGGCCGGGGGCCCGGGCUGGAGAUUGGCCCGGCUCCUGCGGAGAGUUGUCCAGGUGGAUGGUGAGAACUCGGCCAGACAGACGGCACUCUUCCUCUCGGCUCUGCUGGGCCACAGCUCAUCCGUGCAGCUCCUCCUGGCCUUUGGGGCCAACCCCAACCACCGCUGCCUGGAUGGCAGCACACCCGUGCAUGCGGCUGCCAUCUCGGGCCGCAGCCUGGUGAUGCGGCACCUGCUGCAGGCGGGCGGGGACCUGCGUCUGCGGGACCAGAAGGGCCGCACACCGCGGGACUGGGCUGAGCUGGGCGGUGCCAAGCAGACGUGGGAGCCCACGGGUCGCAUCCAGGUGCUGGAGCUGUUGCGGCUCUGCCACGCCCACAUGGCAGCGCUAGUGCACGGCGGAGAGUGGGCACCCACCGCACUCCUGGGCAAGUUGCAGGCCGGCUCUGGGCACAACCCGCGUGGCCCUCUGUCCUCGCUGCAGCUCGUAAAGUCCAAGAGGGCACUGAGGCCGAAGCAGAUCAGGGGGCCUCCCCCAAUCCCAGCCCUGGGGUUUGGCCAGCUGAGCAGCCUGUGGCCACUGGGGCUGGUAACGGGGAUACCCCUGGCGGACCCCAAGGAGCUUCUGCCAGCCCAGGGUGAGCCUGACCGCACCUAUGAGAGCAGCUCCCAUACCCUCCUGUCCAACCUGCUGUGGAGGGGCCACCCCGUGACCGUGCGGCAGCUGAAGGUCCCCGGGAGCCCGCCUGAUGUGCUGCUGGCUGACCUUCAGCACUGCAGCACCCUGCACCACCCCAACCUGUUGCUGCUGAUGGCCCUGAGCCCCUCGGUGGACCUGUUGGGGCUGUGCCUCCUCUUUGAGCCUGUGGGGCUGGGCUCCCUGCAUGCAGCGCUGCACCCACGGGGACCGAGUGAGGGGGCGCCCUGGGCUCUGCUGGGCCUGCCGCCUGGCCGCCUGCUGCUGCAGGUGCUGGAGGCCCUGCUGUUCCUGCAGGCCCGCUGGCGUGCUCAUGGCGGCCUCAGCUCCCACGCCGUGCAGCUGGUGCGGCCAGGCCUGGCCAAGGUGGGCAGCCUGGAGCACGGACGCCCUCUGCACCAACACUGGCUGUGGCCCAGGCCACAGCAGGGCUGCCCUUGGGGAGGCCUAGGCCAAGGGUUGCCUCCACCCCCAGAACUAUACCCGUGGCUGCCGCUCGAGCUGAUCUGCGGUGACAUGCCUGCCACCACCUUAGACCUCUACAGCUUCUGUAUCCUGGCCCAGGAGGUCUUCACUGGAGAGCUGCCUUGGGCUGGGAGAGAGGGGCCUGAGGUGAAGGCCAGGCUGGAGGCAGGUGAGAGCCCGGCCCUGGACCCCCUGGUGCCAGCCCCCUACCAGGCCCUGGUUUGGGCUGGGCUGGGCCUAGUGCCUGCUGACCGCUGGGGCAGCCUGCAGAGUACUCGAUAUCUGCUGCGGGAGGCUAUGGCCCAGGACUCAGCUCCUGAGGUGAGCUCCCUGAUGGAUUGGGCCACGCUGGGCCCCCCAUCCCAGAGCUCCCCACCAGAGACACUGUACUAUGAGGUGGCUUCUAGAGCCAAAACUCCACUCAGACCCAGGCUCCCUGUGGUGCUUCCAGGCCCUAUCCCAUCCCAGGCCCCAGCAACUCCUGAGGCCACAGGCCAUGGCAGCGUCCAGAAGAGCACAGCUUGGAACUCGGGCAGCAGCUUGACGCUGGGCAGCAGCCCCCGGCCCGACCUCAGCCCCUGCUGUCAGCUGCAGUCUCGGGAGACCACAGCCAGGAUCAGCCGCCUGGAGCUCAGCUCAAUGGUAUGGACACCUGCAGGGCCCUAUGUGACUGUCCCCUUGCUGACCUGGGACCCCGCCCCGCUUCAGUCAAGUUCCCUGGAUGCCUCUCCUCCGACGGAUGAGCCCUAGAGACCCUCGCCUGGCCUGUGGCCUCUGGCCAGCCCUGCUUCCCUGCUGGGCCCCAGGGCUCUGGAGAGCAGCUUGAGAGAAAGUUCUCAGCCAAGAUCCAGGCCUUUGGGGGCUGCUGGCAGGGAAGGCCAAGGGGGCAGUUGAGCAGGGGACCCCGAGCCCGUUUCCUGCCCAUCUCACCACCCCAGGCCUGCCCCAAGCCCCCUGGCCACAGGGUGGCAGUGCCAGCCCUUUUCUCCUGCAGGGGCCCAGCGCUGAGCAGCUCGGAGGAGGUCUCUUCUCCAGCCUGCAGAAGUAAGAAACGGGGCCCUGGGGGAGGGGGGAUCCCUGGGCCCCUUUCGUCUCUGAGGUAACCCUAGGUUUACCCCCACCCCACCACUGCCCAGGAUGGAUCUGCUGGAGGAGAUCAUAGCAGAGCUGUGAGGUGGAUGCCAGCCCCGAGAGGCCCAGCCUCGGCCCCACUCCCGACACAGCUUUCUAGGGUGCCCCCCUUCCCCACCACAGAUAUCGCCCCUUAGAGCCUCCUAGGAUCCCUCCCACUCAGCACCUGCCCCAAUUGAAAUAAAGCGAUAA